UGUUACAUUGUAUAGGCAACCCAUUUUUGGUAUUUAGCAUUGUUAUUAAUGCUUCUCCCUUCUCUUCCAAGUAUUGAACUACAUGUCUUUUGGGGGAUGAGAAGGAAAGUGAGCUGUGAAGAAAACAGUAGGAUUCUUGAAAAAUAGCUGGUGCUUCCUACCUCUACUAUUUCCAUCGCCAUUUAUGGUUUGAAAAAGACGGCAUUUCUUUGGUGGGUUGGGUUGUGUUGCCUCAGAUCCAAGGUACUCAAGUUUUAUGUGACAAAAGGGUACCAUCUUUUUCAGGGUUUCUUUCUUGUGAUUCUUCCCACUUUUUCCCUUAGAAUUUCACAUGACCCCUUUUCUUUGAUUCACUUUAUCAAAGCUUUUUCUGGGUUUUCAGUAGCUCAUUUGAUUUUGGGAAGAAAGUGCAGGCAGACAAUUCUUACUUUUUAGGUGAAUUUCCAACCAAAAAAAGUCUUUUUUUCUUACCAGAUCUGACUACAAAAUUGGGAAUCAGGGCGUAUGCUACAUCUUUCUAGGCAUGGAAAAUGGUGUGGUGAAGCUCAUGAGAAGAUUAUUAUUAUUAUUAGUUUGACAAUGACAGGCUGUAUAAUGUUGUUACAAGAUAGUGAUUUUGAUGGACGACAUGUGUUUGGCGGUUGCUCUGCCAUCUAGAUUAGAAUCUUCUGUUUAUGAUGAUUGCAAUUCUGCUGAUUUACAGAAGAAACACCUCACUGUUACUGUACCUCAACAAACUGGUAUGAUAUCUGAAAAUGAAAGCAACUGGAUUGCUGUUGUCAGGGAAAGUGAAGAUGAUGAGAUCUUAUCAAUGGAUGUUGAUCAAAUUCUUGAUAGUUCCUGUUCCCUGUCUGUGGUCAGUGAUUCCAGUAGUUUAUGUCCUGAUGAUUUUAUAAGUUUCGAGCUAGCACCUGACGUUGACGGACAGAAUUUGGUAGAUGCUGAGAAAAACACUUGCAAUGUCAAACUUAUAGCUAAGGCUGGAGAUCUGGUAGAGUCAGGUGCUCAGGAGACAGUGAGCAAACCUCUGGCAGUUGCGGAGAAACUUGAUGAGCAGAUUACGGAUGGCUCCAGCUCGAAAUCAACUGAAGUUGUUGUUCAGCUACCUUUAAAUAAAGGGUUAAGUGCAGCAGUUGGCCGCAGUAUUUUUGAAGUGGAUUAUAUACCCCUUUGGGGAUUUACAUCUGUGUGUGGAAGGAGACCAGAAAUGGAAGAUGCGCUUGCAAUUGUUCCUAGGUUCUUGAGAAUUCCUAUACAGAUGCUAGUUGGCAAUCGUUUGCCUGAUGGAAUGACUAGGUGUUUAAGUCAUUUGACAGCUCAUUUCUUUGGAGUUUAUGAUGGCCAUGGUGGCUCUCAGGUGGCAAAUUACUGCCGGGAUCGAAUUCAAGCUGUAUUGGCCGAGGAGUUGGAAACCAUUAUGGCUAAUCUCAAUGAUGAAAGUAUUAGGCAAAAUUGCCAGGACCAAUGGAAAAAUGCAUUUACCAACUGUUUUCUCAAGGUUGAUGAGGAGAUUGGAGGGGCGGGAAAUCAUGAGGCUGUUGCCCCAGAAACAGUAGGCUCCACGGCCGUUGUCGCCAUUGUUUGUUCAUCGCACAUAAUAGUAGCAAAUUGUGGUGACUCAAGGGCUGUUCUGUGCCGUGGGAAAGAACCCAUGGCAUUGUCAGUGGAUCACAAGCCAAACCGAGAAGAUGAAUAUGCAAGGAUUGAAGCUGCAGGAGGGAAGGUUAUACAGUGGAAUGGGCAUCGUGUUUUUGGCGUUCUUGCAAUGUCUAGGUCUAUUGGAGAUAGAUACUUGACGCCCUGGAUAAUUCCUGAUCCAGAAGUAAUGUUUAUACCUCGAACCAAGGAUGACGAAUGCCUUAUCCUUGCAAGUGAUGGUUUAUGGGAUGUUAUGACCAACGAAGAGGUCUGUGAUUUGGCUCGCAAGCGCAUACUCCUCUGGCAUAAAAAGAAUGGUGUUACGCUUCCUUUGGAAAGGGGCCAAGGAAUUGAUCCAGCAGCACAGGCAGCAGCAGAAUGUUUGUCAAAUCGAGCUCUUCAAAAGGGCAGCAAGGACAACAUAACAGUGAUUGUUGUGGACUUGAAAGCCCAAAGAAAGUUUAAGAGCAAAACCUAACCCAAGUGAUCUCUCAAUCAGCUGUUUCCAUUUAUAGGUUCACAAUAUUGACUUCAUAUGAUUCGAUAUAUCCAGCCCUUUUAAUUUUUAGCAGGGGACUGUGGGACUAAGGUUUUCAUUAGAGUAGCUUACUGUAUGUAUUGUGCAGUACUUGAUCCAUUCUCUGUAUGUAUUUUUCUUCCUUUAGCUGUUUGAAGUAGGAACAUACAUUAUAUCCUCCGAGUUAAAGGCGGCUCUGUGAGGUUAUUUGCCUCAGUAUUACAUUUGAUGUUGUUGUUGGAAACAGUAACGAGCGAAUAGAGAGACCUCUUGUGAAUUGUAUUCAAAAGAUGCUUCUUCUUCCCCUUGUACUUUAUAUAAA
Molecule: messenger RNA, 2477 nt
Organism: Solanum dulcamara
Lineage: Eukaryota; Viridiplantae; Streptophyta; Magnoliopsida; Solanales; Solanaceae
Product: probable protein phosphatase 2C 6
Exons: 5
Coding region: 620-2116 (498 amino acids)
Biological process (GO): protein dephosphorylation
Molecular function (GO): protein serine/threonine phosphatase activity; cation binding
Source: RefSeq, a predicted model, not a curated record